This is a messenger RNA of Hemicordylus capensis (graceful crag lizard), 828 nucleotides long. Its product is annotated as phospholipase A2 inhibitor gamma subunit B-like. Gene Ontology annotation, molecular function: phospholipase inhibitor activity. The record is from RefSeq and is a predicted model, not a curated record. NCBI's taxonomy places the organism in Eukaryota, Metazoa, Chordata, Lepidosauria, Squamata, Cordylidae. Gene Ontology annotation, cellular component: extracellular region. The transcript has 7 exons. The coding region runs from base 1 to 828 and encodes 275 amino acids.
AUGAAGGAUAUGAGGCUAAAAGGAGGAGCAGAAGGCCCCAAAUGUGUGGCGAAAGGGAGCAAGAGCUUUGUGAUUCCAUUUGGCCAUCUCUUACCCUUCAUCAACGUUUGCCUUCUCUGCGUCUUCCUAGCAAUUGGCACUUGUCUUCAGUGUGAGUUCUGCAGUAGUGUGGGCACCACCUGUACUGGUACAAUGAAGACUUGUGGCACUGAUGAAGAUACCUGCAUUGUUAGCCUGAUGGAGAUAUCAGAUAGUCGAACAACUAUGUCCUUCAUCGGUAAGGACUGUGGCUCAUCCAGUGAAUGUAAAAUUGGUAUCAGAGAGAUUAAUUUGGGAAAUGGAGUGCAAGUGAGGAUGAACAGAAUCUGCUGCAGUGGAGAUGCAUGCAAAACAGCCUCACCUCCAUCACUACCACCACCAGACAUCAAUUCUAAUGGACUCCAGUGUCCUGGCUGCUUUGGAAUGUUUUCGACCGAAUGCUAUGGAAGACCUGUUUCCUGUACCGGAUCUGAAACCCAGUGCUUUGAUAUGGCUGGGAAUGUAACAUCUGGUCCAUUUAAUAUGAAUAUGGCCACGAAGGGCUGUGGUAAUAAUGCUGUCUGCAAACAUUUAAAAGCAGGUUUCUUCAGCUUUGCCGACAGAAAUGCAAAUCUGACUAAAGGAAUAAAGCAGCCUAUUCCACCAUCAGCUUCAGCAUUAUCACAUCAGCUAACAAACCGCUAUAUCAAAAUUGUUGAAAACAAUGAUGGAAUGGAUGAAGGCAUUCCAGAGUUUCCCAUCACCUGGGUGAUAUUCACUUCUGAAAUAAUUGAGAUGAAAAGAAAAUAA